UUUUAAAGCACGAAUAUUUUUAUGACAAUAGUUUUUGCAGACAAAAUAUAUCAAAGGGAAAAUAUAUUUAAUGACCCGCUCACUAACAAGCACAGUAAUAUGGCGACUUCCAUGGAUUCGUUAUGCGAGGACUUUCUUGAAUUUCAGGAUGCCUUGAAAAAAAUGAGGAAGAUUGAUGAUAAUAUUAUACAUGCAUUAAAUACAACAAUUCCUACUGAUUCAUUUGCAGCGAAAGGAGUAUCUAAUCAUUGCAAAGAUUUAUAUGAACAGUUAAUAGAUUCUUAUGAAAAGAGAGAACAUGCCUUAAAGAAGUGCAUAGAAAAUGUUUCAGAAGAUGUUAGAAUUCUAAAAGAGAAACGUUUGGCUGAUGCAGAUAAUUUAGUUUUGCUAAAAAAACUCCGUAAAGAACAAACAAAGUUACGACUAAUGCAGAAUGAGCUCAGUGUGGAAGAGGUAGUGAAGGACAGAAGUUUAAAGGUAUUUUAUGAGCGAUGUAGGAAUUAUUUCAAACCUUCCGACUUGAAGCUUUGACGAGAUUGUUGGAAUAUCACAGUUUUUCAUCAUGAAAUAAUCACUCUUCUGAAAUAAUAUCAUUGCUGCUGUUUAUCAUUUUUGUAGUGAAAACAUUUGUAUGAACUGUAAGCAUGAGUAAAGGAGAUAAAUAGAUAGCAUUUUUCAAAACUGUGACCAAUUGUUUUCAAAAUAUUUUUUUCCAUAUAGAUUUUCAAAUUUUUAACUCAAAGCAUUAGUUAUUUUGAUGUGUCUAGUUUUGAAUUAAAUAUAAUUACAAUAAAA
Limulus polyphemus (Atlantic horseshoe crab) is the source of this 795-nucleotide messenger RNA. It is a transcript of the gene Ccdc58, whose product is annotated as coiled-coil domain-containing protein 58-like. Bases 22 to 531 code for a protein of 169 amino acids. The record is from RefSeq and is a predicted model, not a curated record. Gene Ontology annotation, cellular component: mitochondrion; mitochondrial intermembrane space. Lineage: Eukaryota; Metazoa; Arthropoda; Merostomata; Xiphosura; Limulidae. The transcript is spliced from 5 exons.